UCCUAGUUUAUCUUCUAUUAACGAUUUUAUUCUCCAGGCAAAUGCUUCCCUCUCCACCCCUCUAUAAGUCACCCUUGGGUUCAUAUUCAAAGAUCUCACAAUAACUGCUUUUUACAGGUGGAAACAUAUCCUAGAAAUUUCCAGGCUAGAGGCCUGAAGGGCACUUUUAGGAGCACGGAAUUCUGUGCCGCAGAUUGGCUCUUCACUGCUGCUUGGCGGCUUCCUUCCAGUAGGGAGAGCGCAUUAGCUAUAGGGCUGUCUCGGCGAGGGUGGAAUGGGGGCGCAGUCUCUCUGUGAGUCCAGAGUGGUAGGUAGGGCCCCGUUUGGCUCAAUGCAGAGUCCGGAGUCUGAGUGGGACAGAAGGUCCCUGUUGGGUGCCUAGGAAGUUACAUUUGGGGCCAAUUUGUAUCUCCCUGAAACACCUGCGCUCCGAGGGGGCGCCUGUACUCAGACCAGCAUCUUGUAGAGGACCACUGGGUGUCAGUCCUCGCCCUCCUGCGUACCUCAGUUUCCUAGGCUGUGCCAGGGCCACUGCUAAUCAGGAGAGGAGGGCGCUGCACGAGCAGCUGCGGGCAGACGGAAGGUCACACAGAUUACGUCUGGGAUCGCGGCUUUCGGUUCCCCGGAGGGAAGUGACCCGGAAAGUGCAGGCCCGAAGAUGGAGCCUCCAGAAACUCGGAGGGCCGUGGGUCCCUAGCCCAGAGGCAAAGCUCGAGAAAACUCCGGUGCUAGCAGGCGGCGGCGGAGGAUGGGCAUUCAGUCGGUUUGCGCCGGAGGGCGGUCAGGUGCAAGGGGGCGGGGGCUAAAGGCCACGGGUUGCGGGGUCAGGGCGGGCCGGCGGCGGGGCAUUUAAACCCCUCUGGCUGCCAGCUCCGGACGCGUGCCCAGCUCUGCACCCUCCUUCGUCCGCCUCCUCUGCUUUGCCUCGGGUACCGGCUGGGCAAGAUGAGGUCUUCCUUGGCUCCCGGCGUCUGGUUCUUCCGUGCCUUCUCCAGGGACAGCUGGUUCCGAGGCUUCAUCCUGCUGAUGACCUUCCUCAUCUACACCACUUAUCACAUGUCCCGGAAGCCCAUCAGUGUUGUCAAGAGCCGUCUGCACCAAAACUGCUCGGGGAUAAUCGAGCCCGUCAACAAGAGCCACAGUCUCAACGACACCACGUGGUGCAACUGGGCCCCGUUUGAUCAGAGCAACUACAAGGAGUUACUGGGGGCCGUGGACAACGCCUUUCUCGUGGCCUAUGCCAUCGGCAUGUUCAUCAGUGGCAUUUUUGGGGAGCGGCUCCCCCUCCGUUACUACCUUUCGGCCGGAAUGCUGCUCAGUGGCCUUUUUACCUCACUCUUUGGCCUGGGGUAUUUCUGGAACAUCCACGUGCUCUGGUACUUCGUGCUCAUCCAGAUCUGCAACGGCCUUGUCCAGACGACGGGCUGGCCCUCCGUGGUGACCUGUGUUGGCAACUGGUUCGGGAAGGGGAAGCGGGGGCUCAUCAUGGGCAUCUGGAAUUCCCACACGUCCGUGGGCAACAUCCUGGGCUCCCUGGUCGCCGGCGUCUGGGUGGAUGGGCAGUGGGGCCUGUCCUUCGUGGUGCCGGGCAUCGUCAUCGCCAUCAUGGGCCUUGUCACCUUCUUCUUCCUCGUUGAGUACCCAGAAGACGUGGACUGCACUCCUCCUCAGCACCACGGUGAGCCGGAAGAGAACCUGGACAACCCUGAGGACCCUGCGAACAGACCCCACGCUAACAAGGAGAGCAGCCUGGAGUCUGCUGGCAGUGGCUCCAAGGAGCCAAGCGCUGGGCCUGCUGCCAUCAGCUUCUUUGGGGCGCUCCGGAUCCCGGGCGUGAUCGAGUUCUCCUUGUGUCUGCUCUUUGCCAAGCUGGUCAGUUACACCUUCCUCUACUGGCUGCCCCUCUACAUCUUCAAUGUGGUUCACUUUAGUGCCAAGGAGGCUGGGGAUCUGUCCACGCUCUUCGACGUUGGUGGCAUCAUAGGUGAGGCUGUGCCCUCCCUGCUCUGCCUCUAGGCUGCAUUCCCCUCUCCUCUUAUGUUCCUGUACAACUACGUUGGCCAGAAUGGGAUUAGCAUCUCCAUAGUAAUGCUGAUUAUCUGUGGGGCCCUGGUCAACGGCCCAUAUGCGCUCAUCACCACUGCUGUCUCAGCUGACCUGGGCACUCACAAGAGCCUGAAGGGCAACGCGAAGGCGCUCUCCACCGUCACGGCCAUCAUCGACGGCACCGGGUCCAUAGGUGCGGCUCUGGGACCUCUGCUGGCCGGGCUCAUUUCCCCUACAGGAUGGAACAACGUCUUCUACAUGCUCAUCUCUGCCGACAUCCUGGCCUGCUUGCUCCUCUGCCGGUUGGUGUACAAAGAGAUCCUGGCCUGGAGGUCAUCCCUGAGAAGAGACAAAGGCUCUAGUGUGGCCCUAACCCACGCGCGGUAGUAUUUUCCUCAAAUCCCAUGACUUUUGUAUAGAGAAAUGUGAGGCCCCAAUCAGGACAGAAGCGUGGAGGGCCCCCGCCGGGCCCCAGAGUGCUCCCCCACAGAUCGCUGAGGCAAAGCCUCUUGACCCGACAGCAGCUGGCCCAGCCAACGGGCUCUGACGGGCCAGGAGACUCCACAGGAAGGGGACUGCCAAGCUUGAGGACACGGAAGACCCAGGGGCCUUGCUGGAGGAUGGAAGGAAAGUGCCCACUGAACUGGGAAGGCAUCUUGAGACCAAACACUAGGCCGGCAGCUCCACGAGACCAGUGGAUCAGUUUAUCGCAGGGUCACUUACUCAUGGGGUGGGAUCGGGGUCAACUCAGGUAGAUACACUCUGGAAGCAUUGGCAGCUGCGCUCUGCACCGCGGAGGGGCCGUUGGGACGACUUUGUAGUUAACCUAGGUCGGGGCAGGAGCUUGGAAGCAGGCAGGCAUUCCUAAGUUAAGAUGAUGAAUGGAUAACUGGUCGUGUGGGUGCCGGGAAUACGUCAGGGAAGGUUUUCAUCAUUGUUUGGAGACUAACAGAGCAUAGAGGCUACCUGGUCCUAAUGGUUAUUAAACAGUAUCUAUUAACUACAAGGCUCUUGAUGACAGAGGAGUGAUUCACCACACAGCACAGUCCUGGGUAGAGUCAGCAAAAGAAGAGGAGAGACUGUGAGGGCCCAAGAUGGCCUCAGUUACGCGGACAGCAGUACAGGUGUGAGCUCUGGAGGCUGUGGGCAGAAGGGUCGGGGAUCAGGGCUGAGUGUGGUCUCCAUUUGGUACAAGAAGGACAUGCUCAAACUCCUGCUGCUUUAGAUUCCAACACAGAAGGCAGAGUUUCAGUGGAGCCAAGGCCUGGAAAAAAUGUCUCCUUCUCACGUUAAACUUGAACCUCUGUAAUCAGCCUGUCCCUCUAAGUGGGUAUUUUCAAGCCACCCGGCCCCUCUUUGUCCCUUUGUCCACAAGCUGGUUUUCUCCAGGUAGUUCCCCCCUGUGGCACCUCUCCUACCCUCCAUUUGAUCCUGUUUCUAACUCUUGAUCCGUUUUGAUUAAAGCAUUAUUGCUGUAUCCUCCGGGGCCAGGACUAGGGAGAGGCAAGGAGUCAUCACUCCCGGGCUCGGACCUGUGCCGCCCCUGAGAGUGAGCGCCCCCUGCCUUGCUCGAGUCCCAGUCCUCUGUGUCCCCAGGGACGGUGGCACAUCAGGGCAGUGCUGUGGGGAAUGGUUUGGGGUGGGGUGGGCAUGACUGAAAAUACCAAUAUAUGCAUUAAAUAUUUUGA
Messenger RNA from Vicugna pacos (alpaca), 3734 nucleotides. Lineage: Eukaryota; Metazoa; Chordata; Mammalia; Artiodactyla; Camelidae. The record is from RefSeq and is a predicted model, not a curated record.